Thecamonas trahens ATCC 50062 is the source of this 5805-nucleotide messenger RNA. RefSeq lists its product as uncharacterized. Gene Ontology annotation, cellular component: plasma membrane. The coding region runs from base 1 to 5805 and encodes 1934 amino acids. NCBI's taxonomy places the organism in Eukaryota, Apusomonadida, Apusomonadidae. Gene Ontology annotation, molecular function: protein binding; oxidoreductase activity. The record is from RefSeq and is a predicted model, not a curated record. The transcript has 4 exons.
AUGUCGGACACACAGCUCGUCGUCUCCUCCUCGUCCUCCUCCCCCACGACGUCAUCACCAGUGCAGUUGACCACAUCAGUCUGCACGGUCAACAACAGCUCGAGCGCUUACGCAUCAUGGUCGUGCGCGGCGCCGAGCCCGUCCUCCCGCCACAUCGUCCCCUCGUCGGCUCUGUUUCUUCCACCGACCUCGCUGCUCCCGGGCUAUCUUGUCUAUGCCACGGCGGGCAACAGCUCUGUCUUUAUAGACGCCAUCGUCGUCCCCUCGCCAGCCGAGGGCAUGGCCGAGGCGAUGGUGUUGGCCGCCGCCGAUGCUCACGUUCCGGUCAUUGGUGCGGCGAGCAGCCCCGCCCUCACGCUCGCCGCCCUCCCGGGCGCAGGCAGUGCCGGGCUUGUUGCACUGGUGGCCGGCGACGCUGCCGAAGCUGCUGCGGUUAUCCUCUCGCUACACGACGGUCCGAUGCUUGUCGGUACGACACUCACAACCUCGCCGCACGACGGCAUGCUCAUUAUCUCGGCAUCAGUCCCCCUUGGCACCUCGCUCAGCCUCCCGCAUAGCUUUAACCGCUCGUCCGGGCCCAUCGUGCGUGCCGUUGUCCUCCCAUCGGCCAUCGUCGUCGGCCCGCUUGCCUCGACUGCCGCGGCUGCGCCUGGCGACAGUAUCGUGCUCAUCGCCGCCCACGACUGGACCACCAUCGCCAGUGUCGUCGUCCCGGCAUCGGCCAUCGUCGCACCCAAGCCGCUCUCAGCGUCACUCGUUCUCCUCGCCUCACCGACGCAGCUCUUUCUUCUCUCCGCCGCCGGCGAUCUCACACCACUUAAUCCGGUCAUGCCCGUCCCGAUCGCCGCGCUUGAGAACCUGGCCGUCUUUCCGCCGCUUGAGCCGGAGUUCGCCAGUGCAGUCAUUGUCUACCGUGCGACAGCGUCGUCGUCGUCGCUGCUUUCGACGAUCAUUGCUGUGCAUACUGCCCCGGGCGCAGCGACUGCCACCGUUGUUGGCCGUCCGCGCCGACUGGCGCUGGCGAGCAGCGACGACGGCCCGGUCAGCAUCGCCACACUCGCGCCACAUCUCGCCGUCGUCCGUGUCCGCGAUGCUCUCACUCCCGUCUACAACAGCCACGCCAAGCUUUCGAUCAACGCUACAGAGCCGCUCACAGUGUCCAUCGGUGACCGCAUUGCCGUCUCGCUCGCGCUCUCGUCGUCCGCACCCGGCGUUGAUCCAUCGCUGCUCGAGCUCUGCCUGUCGAGCGCGGUGGCCGGAGCGACGCUCGACAGCAACGGCCCUACGCUCGUCUUCGAGCCAAUCUACACGCCGUCGCCCGGCUCCAACGCCACGUUGGUGCUCGAGUACGGCCCGCCGACUCGGACGACCGAGAUCGUCAUCGGCGUCACACCGCACAUUGUCCCACCGCGCGCGCUUGCGGUGUCGGUCAGCUACACCACCGGGCUGUUGGCGUGGGAGGCGGCCAGGGUGAGCGAGAGCGAGGCGCCAGACGAUCUCGUCUACGACGUCUACGCCAAUUCGAUGCUAGUAGCCGAAGCCGUGGCGCGGCUCAGCAUCGAGCUCUCUGACCUCACGCCGGGCACUGAGUACAUGUUCCAAGUACUCGCGCGAUGGCGCGGGCACAAGUCGGCGCUCUCGGCACCGGUCCUUGCCAUUACACGGCUGCUCUGCCAGCCAGGCACGGCGCCACACGCCAACGCCACCUUUUGUAUCGGCUGUGCCCAGGGAUCGUACGCCGGUGGCGGCCUCGGCUCGUGCAUCGCCUGUCCUCCCGGCCGCGACGCGCCGCCGCUCUCAACCUCGAUCGCCGACUGCGUGUGCGCGCCGGGUCACACCGGACCGGACUGCGCGCCGUGCCCGACAGGCGCCAUCUGCCCCGGCGGAACAGCGAGCCUCCUCGCUGCGCCGGGCUACAUGGCGGUGGGAUCAGGGCCAAGCCGCACCUUUGUCCGCUGCAGGGUCACCGCCGCCUGCCCCGGGCUCAACGCCAGCGCGUCGUGCGGGAUCGGGUACAGCGGGCGGCUGUGUGGAGCAUGCGCGCCUGGCUAUCGGUGGUUCCAGGGCGUGUGCACCCCGUGCGCCGCGCACAACGGGUGGGCUGCGGCGGUGGUCAUUGGUGCCGUCAUCGUCGCCUCCACUGUGCUGUACUUCUCCACCCGGAUUGUCCCACAGUUUGCGGUCGCCAUCGACAUCACUGUGGGUGCGCUCCAGCUUCUGGCACUCUACGGCUCGACGGUAGUGCCCACCAGCGACGCUGAUCUUCGCGCUUUCUCGCUCCUCGCCAUCUUUCGCCUCGAGCUCUCGGUCGUCGACGCCGAGUGUGGCCUGGGCAUCUCUGGCGACUCGGCGUACUUUGCCAACUGGCUCAUCGCCAUCUCAUCGCCGCUCUGGAUCGCCCUCGCCACCGCUCUCGCCGCUGCCCUCGGCAUCGCCUGGAUCAAGAUCUGGAUCCCCACCGUUGGCACCCGCCUCGCCGCCACUCAUCCCAUCUGGGCUGCGUCGACCAUCCUCGGUCGGACCCUCACCCAGGCUUCCAUCGCGCCGAUCGAUCUCAUCCGGGCCUCGCUCCGGGUCUGGUACAGUCUCCUGGAGUUCUCCUUCCUCCCGGUUGCUGUCCGUCUCCUCGAGUUCACCAUCUGCUCCUCAGCCGUGCCUGGCUCACCCGAUCGGUCGGUCCUUGGCCACCCAGGCGCGCUCUGCUACACGCCCGAGUGGUGGUCGUACUUCCCGGUCGUGCUCAUUGUCGGCAUAGCAGUGGUCAUCGGGCUCCCAGCCACGGCCGCCAUGGCCCUCGCGCGUCCGGCGACAUGGCCGGCGCUCCACAUGCAGAUUGUCCACCGGCACGUCCCGCCGCACUCGUGGUAUGUUCUCGUCUUUUACGCCAGCCACAUUGGCCACGCUGCGCUCCACGCCACGCUCCACACCGGAAUCAGCCUCGCCGCCGCCCUCCUCCUCAUUGGCGCGGCAUCGCCUCUACGCGCGACUGUUAUCGUCGCUCUCGUCAUCGUCUUGCUCCUCGCCUCGGUCGUCGCCUCGGUCAUCGAGGGCGCGCGCCUCUGGCUCAAACACUCGACGGCCGCCUCGGCCCUCCUCGCCCGCUACAACGGCGGCGACGGAUCGGCCGCCGAGCUCGACAGCCUUGUCUCCUGGAGCAGCGAUGAGAGCGAUGACGAGGGUGACGACGAGCACGAUACUGCACCAGUGGCCACAUCGCCACCUUUGGCUCAGACGCUGAAAAUGUCCCGCGCCGCGACAUCGGCCGGUGGCACUGGGCCCACGCUCCUCGCCACGCUCUUCGCCCGGCGAUCGGCGUCAACUUUGGCGGUGGUGACGACGAUUGAGCUGAGCGACGGCUUUGCCAGCGACCUUUACACCACCACCGGUAUCCCGCCGCACGUGGCCACCGUCUUUGCCCGCGAGUUUGCCUUUGCGCUCUUCCCAGCCGCCGCCGAUCUUGCCGAAGGAGACAUCCUGCCCAUCCUGUCUUCGGCCGUCGUCGGGCCCUCCGCUUUCGCCGUCGCCAUGGGCCAAUCGUCGCUUCUUUAUGCGUUUCUGGCCGAUCUGAGCGGCGCCGCGGACGAAGCCGAGGGCAUCCCACUGGUGGCUUUUGCCUUUUCGCCGGGGCGUGGUCGCUGCGGUGCCCGCGGGCGCUGCGAUCGGCCUUUGGCUGAGACAAAGGCGCGGGCGGACGGGGCGCGGGAGAUCAUGGAUAUGACGCCGAUCGGCUCGCGACAUGCGCGGUUCUCGCCGACCACCAAUCGGCGAGCGCUGGUGAAGCGGACGCUACGGGCGUUCUUGGUGCGGGCUGAGAGCGAAGGUGAGCUGACGUGGAAGGCAUACGCCAGGUUUGUGAGCCGAUGGACGGCGGAGAGCCAGACAAGGAUGGGCCUGGUGCUAGGGAGCGGCCACGGUCGGUGGGCGGCCUGGCGCAAGGUCUUUCGCCUACAAACGCCGGCAUCGGUGGCGGUUCACUUCUCCGAUGAUGAUCCGCUGAUUGUGGCAGUGACGGCGGCGGCGACGGCGGUUGGCUACACCAAGAGCGCCGAGCUCCGGGCGCUGAGCGCGACGCUCUGGCACGUCCACGCGCUCGGCUCCGUCGGCGAUGUGCGCCAGCUCCCGCAGCAUCUGUGGGAGCAGCUGCCGACCAUCGUACCCAUCCCGAUGGCGCUGAUGGCGCGGAUGGAGGCGCUCGACGUGGCGCCGCGGAUGUCGUCGGCCACGGCCUCGCUCCCGAUGGUGGCGGCGGGUGUGGUCUGGGCCUACACCGCGUACCAACGGCUGGCGACGCAGCCGGCGUCUGUCCUCUGGGCGGCGGUGGUGGCCAUCACGAUGCUCUUUGAGAUCAACCACUCGGUCGUGGCUGGCCUCACCGACCCGGCGCAUGGCCUGCUCGGUGGCUGGCUGGUGGUCUCCAAGGCGUGUGGCGGGGCGAUCCGUGCGCUCCUCCUCUUUGUCUUCCUCCCGCUCCUCGACGCGCCACUCACUGUCAUGGCCAACCUCCUCAGCCGGAUCUAUCCGCGCGGCACCCUCCUCCGCGGACUCAUCCCCUCGCGCCGGCACCUGACUGUCUUCCAUCGGCUGGCCGGGAGCGCCAUCGUACUUCUCGGGCUUGUCCACGGCGUGGCGCACCUGGUGAGCGCAACGCGCGUGGGCGCAGCGACGGCGGCAGAGCGUGAGUCGGCGUUCCCGGCAAGGUCGCGAUUGGCGACGUAUCGGACAGCUGACUCGGCCAUUGAGGUGAUUCUGGCCACGUGGCUUGGCUUCUCGGGCCUUCUCCUCCUCAUGCUCUUCUCCACAGUGGCGCUCUUCUCUAUCCCGCUCGUCCGCAAGGUUUGGUUUGAGCUCUUCUACGGCGUUCACCACCUGGUCUUCCUCGCUACGGCCAUCGCCGCUGUACACCCGACAACGUCCCGGACGGCCUGGUUUGCGGGCCUUGGCCUCGGCGCAUACAUUGUCCACCGGAUGAUCUCAGUCGCGUCCUCGCUUAAAGCGCACGCCAUCUCUGGCGCGGCGCUUACUGCUGGCCGGGUGGUUGCCAUCAAGUUCCGCGCCACGCCCGCCAUGCACAAGCACCUCGCACCGGGCACUUUUGUCUGGAUCAACCUGCCGUGGCUGGCGCGGCGCGAGUGGCAUCCGUUCUCCAUCGCGUCGUCGCCGCUGGCGGACGACAUCACGCUGUACGUUAAGGCCGUCGGCGGCGCAUCAUCGUGGACGUGCAGAGUAGUGGAGGCGGUGGCUGAGGAUGCAAACCGUGUGAUUGGGCGUUCGAUCCGGGUUGCCGGGCCGUUCCGAACUGACUCGCGCAACGUGGCCGCGUUUUCACACGCAAUCCUCAUCGCGUCGGGCAUCGGGGUGACGCCGUACGCGUCGAUUGUCUCAGACCUCAUCCACAGGGCUCAGCGUGGAGAGCUAGCGCGCGAGCAGACGAUCUCGUUCUGGUGGGUGACCCGCUCGCUUGACGACUAUGAGUGGCUGCUUGAGCUGCUUGCUGAGCUGGCGAGCCAGGCCAAUGCCGCGCUUUCGCCGUCGCCACAUCGGCUCGUCACCGACAUCCGGAUCUUUGUCUCAGGCGCGUCGCCGCCGUCGUCAGACGAUAUUCCGACGAGCCUCGCGGCGCACGCGGUCAUUGCCGCCGGGCGUCCUCAGUUUCCCUACAUGCUCGGCUACGCUGCAGCACAUCACACGGCCACCACGCCGCUGGGCGUGUUCUACUGCGGCAUCGCGUCGCUCGCGGACGAUGUCCGGGCGGCGGCGCGGGCGCUGCCGCACACCGAGUACCACGAGGAGAGCUUUGCGCCGUAG